This is a messenger RNA of Sclerotinia sclerotiorum 1980 UF-70, 1266 nucleotides long. RefSeq lists its product as hypothetical. Gene Ontology annotation, cellular component: Cul4-RING E3 ubiquitin ligase complex. NCBI's taxonomy places the organism in Eukaryota, Fungi, Ascomycota, Leotiomycetes, Helotiales, Sclerotiniaceae. Gene Ontology annotation, molecular function: protein binding. The record is from RefSeq and is a predicted model, not a curated record. The coding region runs from base 1 to 1266 and encodes 421 amino acids. The transcript is spliced from 5 exons.
AUGUCACAAGCACCAGAACUUCCUGGAUACUAUUAUGAUAGUGAGAAGAAAAAAUAUUUCAAAAUACAGGCAAAUGCACCAUCAAGCUCCGCAUACUCGUCUCAAGAUGUCAAAAGACGCAAGAUUGACGACGAGAAUAACAAAGCCCAAUCCUUGAAAGUUCAACGGAAUGUUGGCCGUAUCAAGAGAGCAAGGAUUCUUGAAGCCCCUAUUUCUGGUGGCUUUUUAUCCAGAGAAUUUGGACAGCCUUGCUUGGACACUGUUGCUGCCUCCUCUUAUGCUCAGAACCUCAUCAAAACAGGUGACACCGGUCACUGGGGAGCUCUAAAUGGUCCACAACUUUUUGCCGUGAUACCCAAAGGCUCCGGUUCUUUCCUUUACUUUCCUAUGGUCAGUGCCAAUAAGACGAUUGGAUAUUUUGCAACGACGUGGUUAAAUGUACCUACAGAUAGGAGCAUCGUAAUUAGUCCUUGUCCUUUGACCCCUGGCAAUAUAUAUGAUCUUCCUUCAAGAGCCGACAUACAUAUCGGUCCAGGGACCACGCGAGGUAAUGUCGAUAUCCUCUCUUCCACCUCAGCACCACUAGGUUCGCAAGAUGCAUUUGCCAUCGGUGCGAGCAAAGGCAUUCUUCGAAUCGACAAAAAUCUCGACAUGUCCUGGAUUCGAAGCAGCCCUACAGAAAAGUCCCACCACAGUCAACCUAGAGAUGUAUUUGCACUGCAAUAUUGUCCAAACCACAAGGAUAUCCUGCUAGCUGGUGAACGGCGCGGGAUCCUCAGCAUUCUAGAUCUCCGAAUCCCUCAGUUUUGGCCCCCGGCAGAAAAGAUCCAACACACAAGUUGUAUCACGCACAUCGAAUCACUGGAUACUCAUCGCGUGCUCGUCGCAGGCUGCGCAUCCGAUCUCCACCAAUACGACAGACGAUUCACCAAACCAAAUCCCCAACAUACGCCAAGAAUCAAAACUUCAAACACCACCUCCCCCACAACACCCUAUCUAACCUACCCAGAAUACCGCAACAAAGGCCGUAUAGACAUGGGACUAGACGUAGACCUCGAACUCGGCCUCGUUGCCGCAGCAGCAGACAACGAAUCAAAAAUCAAGCUCUUUUCCCUACACGGAGGACAAGUGCUAGGUGAUGUUAAUAUUCCCGACGCCCGCGAUCUGAAUUGUUUCAAAUUUGUCCAGGAUACGGAGAAUGGGCCUAAAAGUAUCUGGGCGGCGUGUCCAGAUAAGCUCAUGAGAUUCUCGUUUGAGGGGGAAUAA